Dichotomopilus funicola is the source of this 372-nucleotide messenger RNA. RefSeq names its product ATPase, V1 complex, subunit F. Bases 1 to 372 code for a protein of 123 amino acids. Gene Ontology annotation, cellular component: proton-transporting V-type ATPase, V1 domain; fungal-type vacuole membrane. NCBI's taxonomy places the organism in Eukaryota, Fungi, Ascomycota, Sordariomycetes, Sordariales, Chaetomiaceae. Gene Ontology annotation, molecular function: proton-transporting ATPase activity, rotational mechanism. Gene Ontology annotation, biological process: proton transmembrane transport. The transcript has 4 exons. The record is from RefSeq and is a predicted model, not a curated record.
AUGGCGUCACAAGCAGACUUCCGUGACAGACAGUUUCUGGCCGUCAUCGGGGACGAAGACUCUGUCACCGGGCUUCUCCUAGCAGGCAUUGGCCACGUCACGGCGCCCCCAGACAACCAAAAGAACUUUCUCGUGGUAGAUGCCAAGACGGACAAUUCGGCGAUCGAGGCAGCCUUUGAAAACUUUACAACGGAAAGGAAAGACAUUGGGAUAGUCUUGAUCAACCAACAUGUUGCCGAUAGGAUACGGAACCGGAUCGAUACCUACACUCAAGCGUUUCCCACAGUCCUCGAGAUCCCGAGUAAAGAUCACCCUUACGACCCCGAGAAGGAUAGCGUGCUACGGAGAGUUCGUCGGUUAUUUGGCGAAUAG